Molecule: messenger RNA, 205 nt
Organism: Racocetra fulgida
Lineage: Eukaryota; Fungi; Glomeromycota; Glomeromycetes; Diversisporales; Gigasporaceae
Source: the annotation of a GenBank genome assembly
UAAAGAUCAAAAAACACAAUCAAAUGUUAAUUCUACCAACCUGGCUUCUGAUUGCUUCAUCAAUUGCGAUUAUGAUGAUGAUCUUUAUAUAAUGGAAAUUUCGCCUACUGAAAAAGCAUGUUUAUCAAUGCUAUCGCAAGAUACAGAUGAGCUACCUUCUGAAGAUGAAGCUAUUGCGACCUUCAGCAAUAAAAAUGACUACUAA